Messenger RNA from Merops nubicus (carmine bee-eater), 4886 nucleotides. Its product is annotated as ATP-binding cassette sub-family A member 10-like. The annotation marks the transcript as partial. The record is from RefSeq and is a predicted model, not a curated record. The transcript has 38 exons. Gene Ontology annotation, biological process: transmembrane transport; lipid transport. Gene Ontology annotation, cellular component: membrane; intracellular membrane-bounded organelle. Gene Ontology annotation, molecular function: ABC-type transporter activity; ATP hydrolysis activity; lipid carrier activity. Lineage: Eukaryota; Metazoa; Chordata; Aves; Coraciiformes; Meropidae.
AUGAAGACGCCUCAGAGAAACACGAGUGUAUUCCAACAACUCAAAAUUCUCUUGUGGAAAAAUCUACUUAUCAAGAGGAGGAGGAAGAUGCAGAGCUUUCAGGAGUGGAUGCUGUCUCUGCUCUUCCUGCCCUUGGCAUUCAUAGAGUGUGCCUUCAUAAUGACCCACCACUACCCCGAAGUUCCUUACAGCGACCUCGGGCAGUUGGACCAUCCUGCCUACAAUGCCACGGGGGUCACCAUUGCUUUUACCCCCAGCACUGAGACCACAAGGCAGAUAAUGAAUAAAGUGGCCUCAAGCUCUCUAAUGAAAGGUAUAAAACUAAAAGCACUGAAAAAUGAGAAAGCCCUGGAAGAAGCCUGGAGUUUGAAUAAAGAAAUUAUAGGGGUUGUAUUUAAGGACAACUUCUCCUACCACCUCAGGUUUUCUACUAGGGAUGUGGUUAUUCCAAAUGACAACUUUGGACACAUAGAUAACUGUUAUGAUUUCUCCUCACGGUACUGUGAGAGCCCCAAGUACUGGUACAGAGGCUUCCUGUCCCUGCAGUCCAGCAUCGAUGCUGCUAUUAUAGAGGUGGUGGCAAAUCAUUCUGUUUGGGAAGAGAUGAAAUCAAUUGCUGGUGUCCGUAUGAAGUCCCGGAGUGUCAUCCCCUUGCUUACCUUAGAGUACAGUUACUUCAUGAUCACUAUCGUGAUGUGUUUCUUCCCCUUCAUGUAUUUCUUAUCCAUGAAUGUUGUCAGAGAAAAGAAGAAGCUCAAAGUAUUGAUGAAGACAAUGGGGCUGCAGGAUAUUGCAUUUUGGCUCUCCUGGAGUCUGCUGUAUGCUGUUUACGUGCUGGUCUUCUCCUGCCUGCUGACGGCUCUCGUGGUGCGGGAUGCUUUCGCCCUCAGCAGCUUCCCUGCUGUCUUUCUGCUGUUUUUCCUCUAUGGUCUAACAUGUAUCCAUCUAGGUUUCAUGCUCUGCUCCCUCCUAAGGACCUCCAAACUUGCCAGCUCCAUGGGAUUUUUCAUCACCUUUCUCUUUGGAUGCCUGAGCCUCGCAGUGCUGAUAGAAAAUCUUCCAGAACCAUUGAAGUGGUUUCUUGGUCUCUUCUCUCCUUUUGCAUUUAACGUUGGCAUUGCAAAGAUCUUCUAUUUGGAAAAAUAUGGUAUUGGUUUCUCUUUUUCCAAUCUUAUGGAUGAAGCAUAUUUUUUAUUUUCAACUUACCUCAUGCUGGUCUUUGACUCAGUCUUGUACAUGCUGUUAGCUGUGUAUUUCGACAAAGUUCUGCCAGGCAAAUAUGGCAUCCCAGAAUCUCCAUUUUUCUGCCUGAAGCCCUCCUACUGGGUGCGGAGCAGGAGAGACUUCACCAGGGAGAUGCCCAGAAGAGCAGCAAACCCUGAGGAGCUCCUUGGUGAUGAUGUAGAGCCCAUGCCCCCUGAAUUCAUGGGGAAGGAGGCCAUCAGGCUACACAAUAUUAAAAAAGCAUAUAAAAAGAAGGACAAGAAGACAGAAGCUUUAAGAGGUUUGUCUUUAACUAUUUAUGAGGGUCAGAUCACUGCCUUACUCGGCCACAGUGGGGCUGGGAAGUCAACACUGUUAAAUGUGCUCAGUGGCCUCACGGGGCCUUCUGAAGGCUCUGCAACCAUAUACAACUACAAACUCUCUGAGAUAGGAGAGAGGGAAGGGACUAGAGAGAUGAUUGGCAUUUGCCCACAAUUCAACGUCCAGUUUGAAGUCUUAACGGUGAAAGAAAACUUGAAAGCUUUUGCAGAAAUCAAGGGCAUCAAGUCCAAAGAUGUAGAACAAGAGGUCCGAAACAUUUUGGAACAGUUGGAUAUCAGUAACAUUCAAGAUACUCAAGCUGAGAAACUGAGUGGUGGAGAAAAAAGGAAGUUAUCCAUUGGAAUAGCCAUGCUUGGAAACCCCCAGGUUUUGCUCCUGGACGAGCCAACAGCUGGGCUGGAUCCUCUUUCAAGGCACCAGAUGUGGAGCCUCCUCAAGGAGCAGAGAGCUGGACGGGUGAUCCUGUUCAGCACCCAGUCCAUGGAGGAGGCCGAUGUCCUGGCAGACCGCAAGGCUUUUAUCUUGCACGGGAGGCUGAAGUGUGUCGGUUCUUCUCUCUUCUUGAAGAAGAAAUGGGGGAUUGGCUAUCACUUAAGGAUUCACGUCAAUGAGUCUUGUGACUUGGAGAACGUGACAUCUCUGGUUAAAUGGUACAUCCCCAAUGCCAUAUUCUCAGGGCAGAGUCAAUAUGAGCUGAAAUAUAAACUGCCAUUAGAAAACAUUAACAAAUUCCCAGAUCUGUUCAGUGGCCUCGACAGCUGCUCUGACCAGGGAAUUAUCAGUUAUGGAGUCAGCAUGACAACCCUGGAGGAUGUCUUCCUGAGACUGGAGGGAAAAGCCCCAGCAGAUCCAGCAGAUGUGCACGGCCCCGGGGAGGAGUGGGCAGAGGCAGGACGGCGAUGCCCCGAGGAGGUGGAGCUGGGCUCCUCGCUGCUCUCCAGCACCAGGAAGGGGACGGUCGGUGGCUUGGCUCUCUGGAGGCAGCAGGUCUCUGCCAUGGCGUGGCUGCACUUCUUAAAGCUCAAGAGUUCAGGGAAAAACCUGCGGUCAAUUUUGCUGCUCUAUGUGGUUUUCCUGCUUCCUGUGGUUUUGCAUCUGUCCCUGAUUGCUGCCUGGAAGAUCGUGAGAGCCUGGGAGCUCUCAUCUGCCCUGUACUUCUUGCCCCUGGGGAAGAGGGUUCACUUGGAGACCACCACCCUCCUGGUCCACAACAACACGGGCACAAGCAUUGAAGACUUCAUCCAGUUGCUCGAGAGCCAAGAUCUCACAGUGGAAAUAACAAACAAGGAAAAUAUCACAGAGGACCUGAGCCACAAUGGGGCCAUAAAAGUGUCUCGGAAAGGCCAGAGCUACAGGUUUACUGUGUUAUGCCAUUUGGAGGCCAUCAACUGCUUCCCAGUGCUCGUGAAUGUCAUCAGCAACUGCCUGCUCAGAGCCCUCAAUUCCACCGUGCACAUCCGGAUCUGGAAUCAUCCGUUUUUACCUAUCAAUGAUGCAGAAUUCUGGGAGUAUUUUCUUUCUUUUUACCUCAUGUAUAUGCUGGUGUUGUUCCCUGGUUUUCUUCCUUACUUUGCAAUGGGCUACAAGGAGGAUUACAAGGUGGGAGCUCGUGCCCAGCUCCGGAUCUCGGGGCUCUUCCCCUCAGCCUACUGGUGUGGCCAGGCACUGGUGGACAUCCCACUGUGCUGGCUCCUCCUCUUCUCCGUGUUUGGCAUUCUGUUUGCAAUGAGCAGCAACAUUGCCGGGAGCAUCCACUGCUUCUUCUUUCUGCUCAUGGGUGCUUUAGGCUAUGGAAUCUCUCUCGUUCUCCUCACAUACAUCAUCUCCUUCAUCUUUCACAAAGGACAGAACCGUGAUUUUUGGUCUUUUAUGCUGAUAGUGGUGUGCUUUGCUUCUGUUAUCAUCAGCAGAAUCAUGGAUUUCACUGACCCUACAGCCAGCCUCUGUGUUCUGUCCCUCCUGAUUCCUGUGUACCCACUGCUGGGUGUAGCAAGCAACUGCUACCAGGUUUUUGUGGAAGAAAUCAGGAGCCCAAGAUAUGAUGUACUAAUAGGUGUCUUUGCACCUUAUAUCCAUUCUGUGGGCUUCAUUUUUCUUCUUCGAUGCUUGGAGAUAAAAUAUGGAAAAGCAGUUCUGAGAAAGGACCCAAUAUUCAGGAUUUCCCCAAGAAGAGAGAGCAGCCACCAGCACAUCGAGGAGCAAGAAGAGGAAGAUGAAGAUGUUAAAGCUGAGAGAGCAGCCGUGAGAAAUGCCAUAGCAGCUCCAAGUCAGGAUGAGAAAUCAGUUGUUAUUGCCAGCAAUCUGUGCAAGGAAUAUAAAAUAAAGCAAGCUGGAUCAGUUUUUAAGAAGAAGAAGAAAAUGGCCACCAAAAAUGUUUCCUUCUGUGUUAAAAAAGGAGAAGUAUUGGGACUUCUGGGGCCCAAUGGAGCUGGUAAAACCACAACUAUCAAAAUGAUUGCUGGAGAGAAGACCCUGACUGCUGGGCAGGUGCUGAUGAAGAGGGAAGAUGGAGCAACUUCCCACCUCCAGGACCAGACCUUCCUGGGGUACUGCCCACAAGAGGACCUGCUCUGGCCAGACCUCACCGUGCAGGAGCACCUGAGGGUCUAUGCUGCUGUGAAAGGGCUGCCCAAGGAGGACACUGCUGCUGCUCUCAGCCGAAUAGUGAAUGCUCUGCAGCUUCAAGACUACUUGAAUAAAAAAACCAGAAUAUUAUCUGCUGGGAUAACCAGGAAGCUGUGCUUUGCAGUGUGCAUGCUGGGCAACCCCACGCUCCUGCUCCUGGACGAGCCAUCAACUGGCAUGGACCUCAGUGGGCAGCACUGUGUCUGGAAAAUGAUCCGUGCUGCCCUGAAGACCAAGGAGGCAGGAGCCAUCCUGACCACACACUGCAUGGAGGAGGCAGAGGCCGUGUGUGACCGUGUGGCCAUCCUGGUGUCCGGGCACCUACGGAGCAUUGGCUCCAUUCAGUACCUGCAGAACAAAUUUGGCAAAGGCUAUCUGCUGGAAAUUAAGAUCAAGGAUCCAGAGCACACUCAACUUCUCCAUGCUGAGAUUUUGAGGAUUUUCCCAAGUGCAGCCCAUCAGGAACGAUCCCCCUCUUUGCUAGUCUACAAGGUCCCAAUGGAAGAUGCACUGCCCCUGUCUCAGUCCUUCUCCAAGCUGGAGGAAGCCAAACGAAACUUCAACUUUGAGGAGUACAGCUUCUCUUUGAACACUUUGGCUCAGGUGUUUUUGGAGCUCUCCCGAGAGCAGGAGAAGGAAAAUUGUGAUCUGACUUUGGACGGAGCUUUCGAAUGGACACAGCUUCAGCUUUUUAGGAGGACUGUUAAAGGUGGAAG